This is a messenger RNA of Aricia agestis (brown argus), 1939 nucleotides long. RefSeq lists its product as uncharacterized. Bases 135 to 1730 code for a protein of 531 amino acids. The transcript has 2 exons. The record is from RefSeq and is a predicted model, not a curated record. Lineage: Eukaryota; Metazoa; Arthropoda; Insecta; Lepidoptera; Lycaenidae.
UUUAUCGCGCAGGUCGUGGACCCUAUUAAUUUAGUCACACUUGGUCGAUGAUAAAAAAUAAUAAGCCGGCAUUUAUCUCCGUGUCUAUACAGUGUAUACGCGUGUAUAUCUGUACCGCCAGAUAAAAUGUACGCAUGAAACAUGUUACGGUGGCAAUGUUAGGACGAGCUCUUGUGUUCUGUGGACUUUGUUACUUUACCUUAGCCGUGAGAAUCAAUUUUACCGGUUGCCAACCGCCGUGGACGUGCGAUGCCACAGAAAUAACGUACACCUGCUCGCUGGUCGAGAGCAAUGCUUUCACAGUAUACCUGAAGGAUUUCUAUACGGAGAAUGCCGGCAGUGUUGUGGUACAAAACUGCCGGGAUGUGAGAGUCGUGUUAGACUGCUCGACUCUUCAAAGGCCAUCCCGACUGCAGCACUUCAAGAUUAAAGACUGCGAUAGGCUCGAGUUUGUGACUCUAUCUGGAAUCACGGUGCAGACUCCGCCCGAGUUCACCAUAGAAAAUGUCAGGGAAGUCGUUUCGUUUCCGAGAAACAUUUUCAAAUCGGCCGCUUCUAGUACGGAGCAGAAAUGUAUGGGUGCAUCACACUUCAGGAAACUCCGAGUAGUCAACAGCAAGAUAAACGUUAUAAACACUAAGGCUAUUUCAAAUGUGACGCAAGUGGAGAGCGUGGAAUUCGAAAAUGUGACGAUCUGUGACAUCGAUAGCCAGGGAAUAGAAGUAGCGGCACGGUCCAAUAGAACCGUCUUUACUAUUACCAACAGCAAAAUAUUGAAUCUCGAUUUCAUGGCAGUAGGGAUACAGAGUGCCACAGUGAAACUUAUUAAUAAUGAAUUCGAAGAUUUAAGAUCGAACGCUGUGAACAUAACAGCGGAAAAUUUGCUGAUACGAGGAAAUAAAUUCAAAGAAAUCAACGCCAACUGCAUAAUAACUUCUGCAAUAAAAACUGACGUCUCCGAUAACGACAUAAACCUGCUCAAAACCAACGCCCUGGCCGGGGUGAAGUGUGCGAAGAGACCCGGAAACAAGGAGAUGAAAUUCACGAGAAACAGAAUCGCCAAAGUCGAGCCGCUGUCGCUGCAUUUUGACUCCAACAGCUGCAAAACUAGCACGGUGGUGUACAGGGAGAACAGAAUCGACUGCAGAUGCCGCAGCAUAUCGUUCCUCAACUCCGACAACUAUCUCAACGACAUAAUCCUCGACACCGCUAACAACAACACGUGCGCCCUGGACGCGUGCGCGCUGCCCGUCGACGUCGUCAAGCUGCUGAUAGAGAGCGACAUGUGCCACCUCGACCUCGACCCGCGCGUCGUGUGCCUGCUGUACAACGACAAGCACCCCAAUGACACUAAUGACGUCACGACCGACAGCGAAGUCACGGAGGUACCUACCUUCUACCUGAUACGUCAAGCCAACACGCUGCACGACGGUGGAGCGAUGACCGCCAUAAACAAGGACGACCUGCUGCGCGACAGCCAACUCAACAUCACUAACCGAACCACCGUGAAGGUCGUCUUCGACCCCUCGAGGGAUUUCGUCGAAACGCUCCGAAGUACGAGCGGAACGACCAAAAGUAAAGCGCCCCCGAAAGAGGAGUAUAUCAACCGAUGCGUCGGCAGUCAGUGCAAGAACACGGUACAGCACGAUAGACAGAAGGCGCUGGAGUUCUAUAAGUAUGUGUACGCGCAGCUAAGGACGCCAAGAGUUGAUGUAAAAACUAAGCACUGAGAGAACUUGCAUUGUCAACAAAAUAUGAUUCCUUUCUUCCAUUCCAUCUUUAUUUAUAUUGACACAAUAUGCUUCUUGCAUCGACAACGCAUUUUUUUAAAUAUGAUUGUCUUUAUUUAUCAAACUUCUCCGAGUUGACACUUGCAUAUUUUAAUCUAAUAUUCUGUUCGAAGUAAUCUCUGGGUCGUGACUCGUGACACUAGAUACCG